Molecule: messenger RNA, 1763 nt
Organism: Sebastes umbrosus (honeycomb rockfish)
Lineage: Eukaryota; Metazoa; Chordata; Actinopteri; Perciformes; Sebastidae
Product: BOLA class I histocompatibility antigen, alpha chain BL3-7-like
Exons: 9
Coding region: 66-1130 (354 amino acids)
Biological process (GO): immune response
Cellular component (GO): external side of plasma membrane
Source: RefSeq, a predicted model, not a curated record
ACGGAGAAGGAGAGGAGUAACAUCGUGGUGAAUUUCUCUUCUCGGUGUUUCUUUAUGUGAACAAAAUGAGGAAAGUUAUUUUCCUGCUGUGCCUCUGCCACGCUGCAUCCGCAGUGACUCACUCUCUGAAGUAUUUCCUCACUGGAUCUACUGGAGUCCCAAACUUCCCAGAGUUUGUGGCUGUUGGGUUGGUUGAUGAACUUGAGAUUAGUCACUAUGACAGUAACACCAGGAGAGCAGAACCCAAACAGGACUGGAUGAACAACUUCACAGAAGAUGAUCCUCAGUACUUGGAGACACAGACUGGGUACUGUAAGGGUGCCCAGCAGCUCUUCAAAGUCAACCUUGAAGUUGCAAAGCAGCGCUUCAACCAAACUGGAGAUGUCCACAUUGUCCAGAGGAUGUACGGCUGUGAAUGGGACGAUGUGACUGAGGAGGUUAAAGGUUAUAAUCAGUAUGGUUAUAAUGGAGAAGACUUCAUAUCAUUGGACCUGGAGACAGAGACAUGGGUCGCUCCAAAACAACAGGCUGUCAUCACCAAACACAAGUGGGAUAAUGACAAAGCUUGGAUGGCACAGACUAAACACUACCUCACCAAGAUUUGUCCUGAGUGGCUGAAGAAGUAUGUGAACUAUGGGAGGAGCGUUCUGCUGAGAACAGAGCUUCCCUCAGUGUCUCUCCUCCAGAAGACUCCCUCCUCUCCAGUCAGCUGCCACGCUACAGGUUUCUACCCUGACAGAGCCACACUGUUCUGGAGGAAAGAUGGAGAGGACCUUCAUGAGGACGUGGACCUCGGAGAGAUCCUCCCCAACCACGAUGGAACCUUCCAGAUGAGUGCUGACCUGAAACUUUCAUCAGUCCCACCUGAAGACUGGAGGAGGUACGACUGUGUGUUUCAGCUCUCUGGUGUGACGGACGACCUCGUCACCAGACUGGACAAAGUCAGGACCAACAGAGAGAAGCCCACUGACAUGACCGUCCUCAUCAUCGCUGCAGUGGUUGUUCUUGCUCUCGUCCUCAUCGCUGUGAUUAUUUAUAGAGUCUUCUUUUAUAAGAAGAAGGACGCCAAACGCCCUCCAUCUCCUGUAAACAACGCUGAGGUCUUGGAGGAACUGAAUCCAGGAUCCUAAAUGAUGAACACACCAGCCUGCACACACUGGAUUACCGCGUGCCUCUAAACUCACCUGACACUGAGAUACAGUCCAGCGCCGGAGUCCACGACACUCUGACGUCAUCCAGGUUGCAGCGACGUGAUUGGACGUCCAGCUGAGCCCGACUCACAGCUCCUCCUGGGUUUUCUCAGUCUGACAACGCUGCAGGUGGACGGAGCUGCCGAAGCGUCUGUCCACCAGAGGACAGAUUCACAUGAAGACGCUGGUGGAGGGGACAACUGAGGAGCAGCAGAUGUCCGAGUGUUGGCGAUGUGAACGUUCCCGUUACAGCAGCCGGCGAGGAAGACAGAGUCGCUCACACAGUGUAAAGACCUCAGACGACCUGCUGUGUCCGUCUGUGUUGGGACGAAAGGACAAGAACUGCUAUGAAAUAAUAUGACUAUCUUUGACUUUAUUAUCAUGUAACAUAGAUAUUUUAUAUUACAUAUUUAUUGAUACAUCUAAAUAUUUGUCUUCCAUCAAGUGGUCUUUUUAUUUCUGCAGUUUGGUAUGAUGGUCCCUUAAAGUCACUGAGCUUCAGUUAACCAUGAUUAUGGAUGUCGUCAUCAACAUCAAUAUAAGAAACCAAUUAAUAAAGGCUUUUAUACAGUU